AUGCAGCAGUACUACAUGGACAGGAUUAAGAAAAACAUAAGUCAAAUAAAAAAAUCAAAGAACAUAAGUUUACCACAAAAUGUACACGAGGGAAUUUUCAGCAUAAGUGACAACUAUCCUACAAAUCGUAUCGAUGGACAGGAGUACAAAUCGAGCGAUACGAAGGAUGUACAUAUUAGCGGGAAUAAGGAUCAUGUCAUAAUUCGUUAUGAUAACGAUAUGAAAAUGGAGGAGAUACCCUGGGAAAGGCCGCCAAUUCACACCAAGUACAUCGUCACGGGGGAUACGAAUUUUUAUGAAAAUUAUGUCACUGAUUACCCUAAUGAACAGUCCACAAAUGACUGGAUAUAUCAGUUACAUGGACUUAGUAAUGGACAAACCGGCUAUGUCCAUGAAUAUGUUAUAUGGGAUGAAAAAUUAAAACAAUACAAAACUAUAGUUACUUCACCUAGUUUUGUGCACAACUCAAAUAACAUUACAGUGGAAAAAGGAAGUGACAACUAUAGUGGAAUAAUAGAUUCACACUGUUUCUAUGACUCCUCUAUGAACAACACGAAGCUUAUAAGUCAAGGAGAAAAUAAAAAAGUGGCUAGUAAUGUUAGUGCACCUUAUGAGAAAUCGGAACAUAAUAAUAGAGAAAAAUUGCACACGUUUAAUAAUUCCGUGUGUAGGAAUAAAAAUGAUGUUAAUGGAUUUUUCGAUCAAAAAAUAUGCAGCAGUAGCGGCAUUCCUUUUUCGAACUGUGUGAGAAAUGUUAGCAGUACGUCCUGUUAUGAGAGAAGAGGGUGCUCAAAAAGUGGGAUCCCUCAAAGGGGUUACGACCCUUAUGGGCAUCCCCAUCCGAGUGGGCAUAUAAUCCACACCAAUUGUUCUAGUCAUAUCUUAGGGGAAAACAGGAGAAAUUACACGGGCAACUUACCCAAUAGUGUUAUUAUGAAUGUGGACCACUCCGGGCACACUUCCACUGGUAGAGGCAUAUUUCGAGAAGCUUCGCUAAGUAGCUGUACAAGAAGAGACGUAAUUGGCAAAGGAAUUUUAAAAAAUGGUGAAUUAAAAACUGCUGCUUGCUGCUUAGGGAGAAUUGUCAAUUCUGAUAGGAGGAAGCAUAUCACAUCAAAUGAUGGGGAAUCGCUAAAAAAGAAGGUACAUUAUCAGAGCGGUAAAAUACAUUUCAGCUUCGGAGACCAUAAAAGUGUAGUAGAGGAAAGGUUAAAAAGUCCCAUUGAAGUUAUCUGUAAGAAACCUAGGGUAAAUUUAUGCCGGGAACAUUGUAGGGAAAUUGGUGGGGUUCAUUCUCUUGUGACUGCACAGGACGGAAGCGACGUCUUAAGGUAUAAAGAAGUUUCAAACCAUAGUAUCCGUGAUAAUGGUGGCAAUGUUGAAGCAGCGAAAUCACACCAGUGUUUAGGGAAAUGUUUUGCAAACAGGGAAAGGCAAUUUUUGUCAAACAAGAAGAGCAUCUCAUCAACGCGGCUUCAGGAACCUCAUGUGUUUUACCCUAAGAAGGUUAGUUCUCUGAAUGCGAACGCAGGUUUUAGAAAUAAUAUGUGCGGGGGGGUUAGGAAAGAGAGUGUCAUAGCACCGAAUGUGUUGUGCUGGGGUACUCUAGGAGAGACAUCACAAAAAGGAGCGUCAGAAAAUGGUGGAUCAGAGGAAAGGGCGUCAUCACAAAAUGGAGCCCCCCUAAACAACGUGUUAGAGAAUAACCGAUAUUUUAUCAGCUCCUUUCGCCCAAUCGAUCAAGGCGAAAACGGAGGGGAAAAUCUUAAAUAUAUCGAAGAAAAAGACAACCAGAAAAUGUACAACGAAGAAGGGAAGAAGAGCUGCCUUAAUUUCCCACUACAGGGGAUAAGCAUCUGUAAGUCAAAAAGGGGGUAUAGCCAAAAUGAGCCCUACGAAGGUGGAAAAGUAGGGAAUCAUAAAUUAGACAUUGUCCAAAAUGCUUCUAAGGAGAACGUCAUUUCGUAUAUGGAAAAGGGAAGUGAUCGUUUCGAAGGGGCGGAGUUGAAUUUGGACCGUAUAAGUAGUAGUAUUCUCAAAGGGAACAAUUCUUUGGAUGAUACUUCUUUCUCUACUUUGGGAAAAAAUUACCAAAGUGAGAGAAGCUUAAAUGUGAAUGUAAUGGAUAACUGUUCCCCUCCCUGUGUUAACUGUAUUAAUAAAACUGAUCUGAUGACGGGUGAGAAAGAAUACAUAGAAGCAGAGAAUCACACGAAGGUAUUUUACAAAGAGUCAAAUAUAAAAAUGGUAGAGAAGGUGUGCAACAUAAAUGAGAUGGGCAACCUAGAGGGGGUGAAGAAGAGUGUCCCCUUGUUUGAAGAGACGAAUAAAGGCGAGAUAACCGCUAACACUCCAACGAAAGGGAUACCCAUCGAAGGGGAGGAAAAUAUAGAAGGAACAUGUACGGACUACGAAGAAGGGUAUGAUAGAAUACAGAAAAAAAAUACGUAUGAUGAAAAAGUAACAAAGGAGCAAGAUACCCUACUGGAGAAUUAUAAAUAUGAGGAAGAAGCUCUUGUUGAAGAGAACCACGAAGGGACGGAUGAUGGAAGUAACUUUAACUAUAUCGAGGAUGAUAGUAUGAGCAGAAAAGAAAAAAAGAAACUGGAGAAGAAACUGAACAUGUACUUUAGAAAGGAAGGGUUGUUAAGGGCGUCUUCUAAUUCGCUCCCCCACGAUUCGGAAAAAGGCCAAAAGGAUCGACUGGGGGGGAAGGAUCAACUGGGGGAAAAGGUUCAACCGGGAGAAAACGACUUGACCCCCUUCUUCAAAGGUGUGAGGAACAAUUCAGUUAUUCACUCCAGCAACAGGAAGUCUUCAAUCACGGAAUAUUCUCAAAUGGAGAAUUACGAUAUAUCGUCCAGUAGCGUGGACAUAUUUGACGACAAGGAGAUAAAAGAAGUUUUCGAGGAAGUGACAAUAAAUAGGAGUAUAAAAAGUAGCUUUUGCAUCAGUAGGGAUGAUUAUGAGGGGCCUCGGAAGGAAAGCAUGGAUCUAGGACGGGACUUCCUAGAGGGGGAGAUACACGAUGGUGCUAGCGCCAAGGAGAGAAGGAGAAAAAAAGGAAAAGGAAGUCUCCCCAGUUUAGAAGACCUAUUUUGUAAGAAUAAAAAUGUUUUAUUCAUGGAUUUGUUACGAAGAAUGAAUGAAAAAGGGGAAGAAGGAAAAAAGUGGAACAAGAAAGAGGAUGAGUUAGAAAGUAAACUAAAUAGAGUAAUGCUACCUAGUUCAGAAAAGGAGAGAAAUUUAAUAGAUAAAAUAAUUUAUUGUCUAGACCCAUCAUAUGUAAACGACACGGUGGAUGAAGAAGAUAAAUGGAGGCAGAAGUUGAACUAUAUGCGUGAUAAGUUUCUUGAGUCCAUAUUAUGUGUGUCUUAUCCGAUUCACCUGUGGAAUGAAGAGACGUUUGAGGGUUAUUUGAAGUCUCUAAAUUUGAAUGCCUUGUUUGACGACACUUUCAUAAAGUACGAAAGUGACCUACGCAUUGAUUUAUUUCAUCCUGAGGAGGAAGUAUUUUCCGAUGUUGGAAAUAUUGGCGAAGGGGGAUUCGGGGUGGUAACAAAAAUGCGGUUCCUUUCAAAUCCCCAAUAUUAUGCGAUAAAAAAAAUAUCAAAGGAACAUAUUAUAAAAUCUCAAGCAGCUGGACAAACAUAUUUAGAGGCGAAGUACCACUCUGUUUUGAGCCAUGUAAAUAUAAUUAAAAUGUAUGGAUGCAUGCAGGAUAAUGAUUUCAUUUACCACGUGUUGGAAUUCUGUGCCAAAGGAAGUAUCUACUCCAUAUCGAAGAAUUUUAAGAGAAGAAUCAUUCCUGAUGAAUUGGCCUAUAAAUAUUUUUGCCACGUAGUGAAUGGAUUGUAUUACUUAAAUCAGAUGGGCAUUUUUCAUAGGGACAUAAAAAUGGAAAAUGUGUUAGUAGAUCAUAUGGAUAAUGCAAAAUUGUCUGACUUUGGUUUAUCAGCCAUGAUUUUAGGAAAGAAAAGUCAUUCUGCUUUGUGUGGAACAUUGGUUUACUUUUCUCCAGAAAUAACAAGUGGUUCUGGAUAUGACUGGAGAUCUGACAUUUGGUCUUUGGGUGUUUUACUAUACGAAAUGUUAGUUGGGGAUGUACCAUUUGAUGGUACCAAAACACAGAUAAUAAACUCCAUCUUUUCAUGUAAUUUAAAGUUCCCAGAUUUUGUGAACCCAUUAGCAAUUGAUUUGAUAAAGAAAGCAUUGGUGGUAGAUGUGGAUAAGCGCAUCAAGUUGUGUGACAUAUCAUCUGAUCCGUGGAUGCAGGAAAUGUGGAAAUUGUCCUUUCAGAAAGGGUUGGCAGGGAUAUAUACCGAUUCAUGUUACGACAGGAAGGAAGACAAUGGUGAUUUUAAUUUUAUAGGUUCUUUGUUAAAGGCUCAGUGUUUUUUAAAAAGUAGUUUGAACGCAUCGCUAAGUUACCCCAUUAGGGGGGGUAGGGAUGAGGAGGACGAGAAGGAAAAGGAGCAGAAGGAAUUGAAGCAGGAUGUCCAGACGGAGCGGGGAAAUGAUAACGUGGAUGCACUCAUCAUAGAGACUCAACAAAAAUUAGCAGAAUAUUUAAAGGUAGAAAAUUUUUACAAGAACGAAGAAAAUGUUCCCAGUUCUGAUUGUAUGAGUUCUCAUCAAUCGGGAGCAUCCUUCUCCGAACUGAGCGAAUCUUCCACGUGUAUGAAGAAGGAUGUAAUGGUGGCAAGACAACAAUGGAAUACUAGCCAUGUAGAGGGAACUUCCCAGGGCCAUCCAUCUGCUGCGAGCGAAGUAGUAACACAGAACGACCUAUCUGGGACCAUCCAAGAGGGAAGUAGGACCAGCUCCCUAUCGGGCCCCCCUCAUGAGGAUCAUCUAUCCGUCAAGAUUGAACGUGAUAGCAGAAAUGAGGUUAUUCCUGUGGAGGAAACUUCUUCGAGGAGUAUGUACCCCAAGCGGAAAAGCAGUUUGUCCGGAUCCAUUAGGGAGAACACCAGCAGUAGCAAUGAUGAUAUAUAUUUGAUGGGACUGAAUUGGAAGACUCAAUCUGAACUGUCCAACGGAACGGGGGAGGCCGAACUGGUUUAUUCAUCAGAAGGUUUAGGCUCCAAUAUGAAUCAAUGUAGGGAUUUGUUUGGGGCGCCUUGUGUUGAGAAGAGGCCUAGCGAGGUUGAACCGGAAAGGGACUGCAUCGAAGGGGAACAUACACCAUGGAGGGAAUCAGCCAGUGAGUACUUCAAAGAUGAAGUAACACCGAAGAAAACGGGUAACACUCCGUCUAAGAAUACGAUUCCUGAUAGUUCUCAGGAUGAUGGAAAUUUUUAUGAUAACAGUUCCGUCUCAAAUAUCCCCCCGUGUCCUAACAGUUCGGAAAAGAACGAUAGAUUGUCCUCAGAGGUGGAAGAAAAAGUUCCUGAUGAGGUUGAUAUUGAGUCCCUUGAAAAGUUAGUGCGAAGAAGGGUAGACAAUGGGAAAGGAUAUCCAGGGGAAGUGCUUCCAAUUUGUAGGGAUAAGUAUACGAGGGGGGAGGAAAAUAAUCCUGUGAAGAGACAUUCCAUUAGUAUUCGACGUGGAGAAGCGAGAAAGUCUGUCCUUGAAGGUGCAGGAAGGAGAGGAAGAGAUGAAAAUAUAAAGAGCGAAGAUAAUCCAUCAACACGUAGAAACAUUCAACCGAGCAACAAAUCGGAGAGACUUAGCGAGGUGAGAAAAUUGCGUAAAGAGCGCAAACUUCUCGAAGGAGACGAAACGUAUAUCCCAAUUUCCGUAAUCAAAGAAAAGGUAACGGAAUCAUCAGGAGAAAGUAACGACACCAUAAUAAAUCUUCACGUGAAGGAUACACCACUAGAAGCUAAACAUUUAAGGGUUGAGGGGGCAGAACCACACGUUGCAAAAACUUCCAGUAUAGAACUGUCUGAUGGUAAAAUGGAAUAUAGGAAUUUGUCGAAAAUUGAAAAAGCGAAAGACAAAAAUUCAGAAACGAAUAAGCUAAGUGAAGACGCUAGAAAGGGUGUAGUAGUGAAAAAAUGGGCACCGCAAUAUAGGAGUACUUCAGAAAGGAAUAAAAGUUUUGAAGCACAGAAAAGGGAAGAUACGCUAAUUAAAAGGAAGGUGGAAAAAAUGUUACAGAAAACAACCACAGGUAAAUUAUGCAGGAAGGAUUCUAUCCCUGAACGAAACGGAUCUAUCAACGGAAAGAAGAAUUCUCUUGUCAAGGGAAAGGAUAAGACGAAUGAGAACAAACAACCCGAGAAGGAAAAACGACGAUCGCGUAGCAACAUCUGUGAUUUAGAUGGAAGUAGCCUGUAUGAUAAGUAUAUAGAAAGAAUAAACAAAUUAUAUCUGAGUAUAAAAAGUAAAAAGUAUCUUAAUAAUGGUGAAAAUAGGGAAACCCCAGUUAGUGAGGAGGACCAAGCAUCAGCUGCGACGAAUUCUGUGAAGGCGGAAAAUGAACAGAAGAACAUCCAAAAAGGCGAACCGAUGGAGAAUAAUCAUCUACAUGAGAGUAACUGUUCUGACGAAAUGGAGGAAGGCUUCUCCACAAGGGUGAAGAGAAAGGACAACAAAUUUUCCAUACAGCAAGAUAAGCAGAAGGAGGAAAUGAUGGAGAAUAAAUCAUUUAGGAUGAGGUCCUUCCACUUGAGCAGUUAUCCUGUCGAGACUGGAAGUAGCAAACUGACGGAGAGCAGAAGAAAUGUACUGAAGGAAGAAAAAAAUUCUUAUCCGAAGGGGUAUGAAGAAAGGCUGCUAGAUGAAAAAUCGUUGGAUAAAAAGUUGGCCAAUAUAGAGAAUGAGGUGUCGGUUAUGAUGACAGACAAGGAAAACUAUCGUUCCUCGUAUAAGUCCAGGAAGGAGAAAUCUUUUCUUGAACUGAAGAAAGAAAUUAUGAAUCACAACAUUCCUAAUGUCAGUGGGAGGGUGACCCCCGAUUUUUUCGCCCCAGAUGGAAGCGCCUUCAAUUCGAGCGGCACAGAUGGGGAAGAGAAAAGCAACAGCGUUGGCGGUGUGAGUGGUUUCGACUAUGAGGGCAAUGUUCCUAGUGGUGAUAACCAGAACGAACGUAACGAGGAGGAUGAGGAGAAGAAAAUGCCCACUUGGUAUUACGAAAAGAAAAGUACAUUCAGCUCCUCUAAUUCGGAUUACGCAAGUGAUAAGUGCUUCUAUAGGCGGUACAAGCAGAACAGGACAAUCCAUGUGGACACUUCCCAGUUGGUGAACCGCGGGGAGGAGGGUUUUAGGGUGGUCCACGAUGAAACCAUGGAUGGGUGCAUAGGUGAAUUCAUGGAUAAGCAGGUGAUACACAACAAAAUGGAUUCAGAGUUUACACAGUGUAGCGAGUUUUCAAAGAAGACACACCAUGGAAGCAGCAAUGAACCAGGCACAGUCAUUACGCAUCCAGACGAGGAAAGAAAGUAUAUGCUUAAUCGUAAUGGGAAAUACCAGCGGGCAAAGAGCACGAGCAGAGCAGUACAGAAGGGUAGCAUACAAAGUGGAGAAUCCUCUAGACAUCCUUCCAUUAACAACAAAGUGACAUUCAUGCAUUUUCAAAGUGAUGGUAGGGUUGGAAAGUUGUUGAACACGAAGGAGGGCAGUGAGGAGGAUAAGACGAACAAGAAAGAGAAGGAGCCCAUUGAGAGUAGAACCAAUAUCCUGGCUUCGCAAAAAAAAGGGACAAAGGAGUUAUCCAACCUGGAGUUAAUAUCAAGGAUUCGACAGAAAAAUAAAACUAACCUAUUGGAUAAGGUGAAGAAGGAGAAGUGUGCUUCAAAUUUAGGCAAAAGGAAAGUUGAAAAGGUGGCUAGUUCGGGAAGCAUGAAGAGAAGUUUAUCAGAGGUAGCCGUUACCUCACAGUCAGUUGGCAAGUCUACCUUUACAGGAAGAAGUGAUCUGCUUAAGAGAGGUUCUUCCAAAACGCCUAGUGUGAGGGAUGUAUCCCAUAACUCUAAAACCAGCGACAACCGAGUGAACAUUAAGAGCGUACUUCCAAACUCAAGCAGGAGAAACAAUUCGUUAAGGAAUAAUUCAAUUGAGAAAAGACACUCGUUAGAGAAGGAAGUUAUGCAGAAAGCAAGCAAGGUGGUUAGGCCUACGGCAACACCCGUGAAGCGUACAGAAGGGAAAAGUGGCAAUCGAAUGACAAGCGUGGGUCAAAAGUUAGAGAGCGUAAAUAGUAUAGAUUCCAAAAGUGGAGAAAAUAAAAAGAAGAUGGUUGUAGUUGCAAAGAGGGGAUUGAACAGUAGUAGUAAUGUGUUGAAAAAAAACAGGGAAAAUGUAGACUCCACUUUAGAAAAAGGGAGAACAACAUGUGAUGGAAAAACGGAAAGGAAGACGAACAAUGUGGUAUCUCCACAGAGAAGUGUGCAGAACCUUUGCUUGAAAAAGAUGACGGAAGGGAAGGUAGGAGGAAUGACUAACAGUUAUUUGAAAAAUGAAGGAAACAGUAGUAGGAGGGAUGAGUCCGAGAAUUCAGUUUCAGAGAAAAAAACUAAAUCGAAGGAGGUAAGAUCAAGCAUAUUUCUUCAAAAUGACAAGAUGAAUAAAAACAAGGAGGAGACCACUACCCUGACUAAUGAUGAGGCGUCUAAUAUGGCGGCAACGAAUUCUGUGGAAGGUACAGAAGAACAAGUUAGUCCUACCACGGAGAGGACAAAAAGCGGUGCUUCACCCGUGCAGAAUGGUAAAAAGAUAUUAUUAGGAAAUAAUUUAAAGAAUGAAAAAAUAAAACAAUAUUUGAAGAGCAAAAUAGAAAAGGUUAAGAAGGAGAAUGAGUAUGGGCUACCUUUAGGGUUGAAAACGGAGGAGAGCCUCAGCCACGCGCAAGGAGACCUGAGCCACGGUCAAGAAAAUUUGAGCCAAGAUCAAGAAAACCUGGGCCAAGAUCAAGAAAACCUGGGCCAAGAUCAAAAAAACCUGGGCCACACUAAUCAGUAUGAUCCCUUUGAAGGAUGCACAAAUUUGAGUACCAUUAUGGGUAAGGGAAUUUCGUUCUGCAGGAUUAAUGAAGUCAGAAGGUCCAUAAGUGAAAUUCCCUUCAACUGCUGUGUCAAGCAUUAUUUUGAAGGUGAGUCAAAUGGGGAGAUAAAAACGGGGAAAUGUGCACCUAAGGGAAGCAGUCAGUGCAGCCAGUCCGAAGAGGAUCCAAGGGGGGAAAUUAAUAACCUGUGUCAAAGGGAGAGAGAAAGUGGAUACUCUCGGUGUAAGAGCGAGGCAGUGGAGAAAUACAAUUGGACGACUGGACUAGAUGGUGAUCUUUUGCAUAUGGAGAUGGUAAGAAACGGGACGAGUAAGGAAGAAGCGAAAAAGGAGGAAGCAGCUCUUAGGGAUAAUGGGAAGGGAAAACAUGUCAAAAGUGGAAUGAUGAAAGGAUCAAGUAGUGUGGACAAUAGUAAGAAUGUCCAAUCCACUAAUGAUGGAGGGAAGAGGAAUAGAGCGAGUGCACACAUUUACACAAACAGGAGUAUCAAUCUGUCGAAUGUAAAAAGUAAAAUAGACACGAAUAUAUAUAGGAAGGCAAAAAGCGAAACAGAAAAUGUUAACUCAAAUAACAAAGACAGUGCACAGAUAGAGUCUGAUGAAAGGGGAGAAAAAGUUAAUAGUGUGUUAAAGAAAAAACAGAACAUGAGUACAUACAAAGGCUCGUCCAUUUUAGGAAUGGAUAAGAAGGAAGGGAAAAAGAAAAAUCUGAAUGGUCAUUCCGCAUUGGGUGUAAGGAAUGUAACCACGCUUCCAAGGCUCAAUUCGAUGAAGGCAAAUGCACAUUGUUCUAACUCUAGACACAACAGUAGCGCAGAGGACAGGACGCGUUCUUACCAAGAGGAAGGUGGACCAAUUAAAAGAUCUGAAUGUGCAUUGCUUGAUACGGAUUAUGAGGAAGAGUUACAAAACAAGUUGCUUGUCCUCAAUAAGAGGAUCCUUUGUGGGGGAAUUGAUGAACGAAGGCAGAAUUAUGGGAAGGAGGGAAUGAAGCGUUUUUCCAAAGAAAGGCAAAACCAUGUCAGCUGUGAGGGUAGGCAAUCCUCGCACAGAGACAUGAACAAAGCAAUUUGUCCCAUAAAUGAUGAGAAUACGGAAAACGACCAAGGCUGCAAUUGGGGGUUUUCGAUUCCCAUAUAUGCAUCUAACAAUAAUGGAAAGAGUACCAAGGAAGGGGAAUUCAUACGGAUGAAGUCCAAUGUAGGGAGUGGCACUCAUGGCAGUGAAGUAAAUUGCCUAAACAGCAUGGGGAUGGGGAUGUCGGCAUCUGGAUGGAGGAAGUGCGAGUUCGUCAGACAGUCCUAUGUAGAAAAAGACGGAUCAAACUGUUUAGCAGAACCUGUGAGUGGGUACUGCAUGCAUAUGGGAAGAAGUGUGAAGAAGGAAGUACAAGGAACCUAUUCCAGAUCGUCAGGUGAGCGCAACAUGGAUGUUAUAGAAGGGAACACCAUGGUAAAUACUUCUUUUAAGAAAUUAGGUUCAACCGCUUUUAGUUCGAAUGCAAAAAAAUGUGUGGAGGAUAGUUCCAUUGGAAGGAGAAAAUGGGUACCUCCCCCGAGAGGUCUAGUCACUAAGAAGGAAUCACCUCAGGAGCGGUGUGUUCCCCAUGGUAGAAGUGCAUCAGGAGUGGGGGAUAAUCACCCAACAAAGGAGACGCUUAAGCGAAAUAUCAGCUGUGGAAAUUGGUCCAUCAUGCAGUGCGUAAAUAUUCGAGGGAUAGAUGCAGAAUCUUCCUACGUAUCAGAUAUGGAUGAAGCUGUGCCUUAUGAGGAGAGAAGAAAUAAAGUGGCUAACUUGAAGAGGGACAAUAUACAGAUGAACCAUUAUAUGAAGGGUCGAAGUAGAAGCAACAGUAGGAAUACUACAAAAGGGGGUCUUCAACCCGUGUCCGUAUCAACUAUGCAGAAAAGUGCACAAGUGCGGAUUGGUAGCAGGUGCGGUUCAGGUAAUUUUCUUCCGUCACGCCCCACCACGCCAAUUUCUUUACAUAAGAGGAGGGAACAAAUUGGGAGGGGUGACCAGGAAGUGAAUGGACAAGUAUUAAACAAAAGUAGAAAUAUGGUAUAUGGAAGGAAGCCCACAUUAGCAGCACAACAGGGUAGCAUUAAGAAAAGCGCAUCGAACAAUGCUUCGAGAAAAUUAUGGAACUCAGAUGAUAGGAGCAGUUUAAGUCCUAAGUUUGAUUCUACUAGGAUUGAAAGUAGUACUAACUGCUUUACGAGAAAAGUUGUUGUGGUACAUGAGGAUGAGAGCAGGUCGUACACUGCAAACUGUGCCAAAGGCGGAUUUUUUAAUAAGCCUAGUACAGGUAUUACCAGCCAAGGAAGUUUACUAGCGAAAUCUGCUUCCAACUGUGUCCAUAUGGAUACCAUGAGAAGAAAAAGUAGUUCAAGGGUGCUAUCACCAGGUGUAGUAAAUGUAACCGAUAAUAGUUCCUCGGGAUGUUUCCUGUACAAGGAUUUUUUUCACAAGGAAGAUGUAAAAAGUUGUCAUGGAGAUAGUCGUCCUGGUGGUGUCCAGGGCACAUACGAACGUGUUGCUGUGAACAAUAGGCCUAUGGAUACACCUCAUCGAAGAAACGGGAGUGCCAUAUCUAUUAAACGCAUGGGGAAUAAAACUGGUUUGAAUAAGGAAGGAUGUACCAGAGUAAUGCCAAAGGGCUUCGUGUAG
This is a messenger RNA of Plasmodium knowlesi strain H, 11619 nucleotides long. RefSeq names its product aurora-related kinase 3, putative. The transcript has a single exon. Gene Ontology annotation, biological process: protein phosphorylation. Gene Ontology annotation, molecular function: ATP binding; protein kinase activity. The record is from RefSeq and is a predicted model, not a curated record. The coding region runs from base 1 to 11619 and encodes 3872 amino acids. NCBI's taxonomy places the organism in Eukaryota, Apicomplexa, Aconoidasida, Haemosporida, Plasmodiidae.